AGCUCGUCAGCAUAAUGAAAACAGUGUUUGUAACUGUCGGAACUACCAGUUUUGAUUAUUUAAUGAUAAGCAUGACUUCAAAUGAAGUAGUAAAGGCAUUAGUAGAUGGGGGAUACACUGAUGUGGUGCUUCAGUUUGGUCGUGGUUCAUUUGUUCCUGAUCCACAAACCUGUCCUGGACUGAGGAUUGAAGCUUUCAGAUUUAAAGAAUCCAUAGCUGAAAACAUUCAGCUGGCUGAUUUGGUCAUUAGUCAUGCGGGUGCAGGAAGCUGUUUGGAGUCGUUAGGAGCAGGAAAGCCACUGCUUGUGGUUGUUAAUGAUAAGUUAAUGGACAACCAUCAGCUGGAACUGGCCAAGCAACUGCAAGCUGAUGGUCAUCUCCUCUACUGUACCUGCAGCACUCUUGCACAAACUCUGCGGGAGAUGGAUUUGUCUGCUCUGCUGCCAUUUCUGCCCGGUCAGCCUCAGAACUUUGCCAGAUUUUUAGACAAAGCUGUUGGACUCGUCUGACUAUCGUCUAGCCAUUGAUGUUUUGUGUUUCUGAACAUCAGUAUGGAGGAAGACUGCAUACCAAACCAUGCUACUUAUAGGAAUAGCUGACAUAACGGAAUCAAAUGGUGUUGGUUUACUCAAAGUGCAAAAUUAGCCAAAGGAAUGGACAGAAGCACAAAGGUAUCCAAGAUAUAAGGUGACUGGCUUUGGAUUUGUAUUUAGACGUAAACAUAGUGUUUGAAUUUCAUUUCCUAGAAGCAUCUGAAGAAUACUUAGUACUUCUUUACUUAGCCUGCCACUGAUCAGCCGUUCGAGUAAAGUCUUGUAGUGAAAGCUGCAGGCAUAACAAACAACAAUAAUUAAUUCAGUUCUUUAAUUAGUCAAAGAAUUGCUUUUUCACUUUAUAUGUAUUAAAACAUCAGCCUGUUUUAUGAGAGGAUGAAGAUAUAAGGUCAAUAUAAUAUCAGUGAGUUAUCGGCUGUCUUGUUCGCUGCUAUUGUAAAAUUUAAAACAGAAUGUUACCCGACCAAUCACAUUACACACAAAAAAAGAUUUUUUUUUAGGUAUACCAGAGAUUACUGCUUAAGAGUGUGCCUGGGUUUGAAAACUUGGCUUUGCAAAGAAACAUGCAAGUGCAAACACACCUUUCGCCAACUAGUUUCAGUUUAUUAUUAAAAAGUUUAACGUCAUCUUUUACACUUUGGAUACAUUCAUGACACGAUUUAUCAGUUCAAUGUCAAACACAGUCACAGGCAACUUUGUAUCUCCAGUUCACAUGGCUUAAUGUCUUUGGAUACCACGGGACAUCUUUAGAGGUCUUGUGGAGUCCAUGCCUGUAUGGGUCAGAGCUGUUUGCCAACAUGAGAGCGACCUUCACAAUAUUAACCACACUGGUGCUUUAACUUUAUGGCUGAUUAGUGUAUAUGUACUAUAUGUAGGGUCCUACUAAAUUCAUGGGAAAAUGUGCUUAAUUUCACGGACCUCGUUUUAAAAAAAAAUCUAAGAUUUCACAGAUUUUUAAAGAAAAGAGCCACAUUUCACAGCAGUUGUUAAAUAACACUCAUAAAUUGAAUGUUAGAAUAAAUGAAAGCUACAGUACACAGCACAGCCUACAUUAAUGGUCGAAUGUAAACCUAGAACAUCCAGCGACUCGUCUGUGUUUUGACCCCCCCCCAUUUAGUUAGUUACCUGAGUAGUGUUUUUAGCUGUUCACCUGGCUGCAUGUCUUUAGACUGUGGGAUGAAAUCAGAGCUCCCAGAGAAAAUCCACACAGACACGAGGAGAACAUGCAAACUCUACACAAGAAGGAUCCAUACCACUCCACCUGGGAAUCGAACCCAGGACCUUGUUGCUGACAGUGCUACCCACUGAGCCACUGUGCUGCGCCAUCGCUCACUAACCAGAAUGCACGCACACAGUAACUAAAGCUGGUAUUCGAAUAAUGGCAUUUGACAGUCCCAGUUUGUGUAUUGGAACUGAUACUAGGCCUGUUGAAUUUUGAAAUGUAUUGGUGCCUUACUGUGGUACAUGUAUAAAGCUUAUUAUUAUAAUUUUAAUUCAAUAAAUGAUUAAUAUAUUGUC
Molecule: messenger RNA, 2072 nt
Organism: Trichomycterus rosablanca
Lineage: Eukaryota; Metazoa; Chordata; Actinopteri; Siluriformes; Trichomycteridae
Exons: 4
Coding region: 15-509 (164 amino acids)
Biological process (GO): dolichol-linked oligosaccharide biosynthetic process
Molecular function (GO): hexosyltransferase activity
Source: RefSeq, a predicted model, not a curated record